AUGCCAAAAAGAACAACCUUAACGGACACACAAAAAUUUGAAUUCUGUGUCUAUGCCCGUGAUAAUAAGAAGACCCGCCCAGAAUAUGUGAAGUGGAUUGAAGAAAAAUGGGGGGUCAAAGUUAAUGAGUCUACGAUCACUCGAAUCUUACAAACCAAGGACCAACGACUUUCUAAUGAAAUC
Racocetra fulgida is the source of this 183-nucleotide messenger RNA. The record is from the annotation of a GenBank genome assembly. Lineage: Eukaryota; Fungi; Glomeromycota; Glomeromycetes; Diversisporales; Gigasporaceae.